AUGAAUGUUAAGAAUAAAGAGACAAUGAGUUUUAGAAGUAUAUUUCUUGCAAAUAGUCUUGUAAAUCUUGUGAGUACGAAUCGUACAAAUAUGAAUCAUACGAGUCUUAAAGAUACAAAUCUUGAGGAUAUGAAUCCUGUGAAUAUGAAUCUUGAGAAUAGUCUUGGGAAUAGUCUUGGGAAUAGUCUUGGAAAUAGUCUUGAAAAUGGUUUUGAGAGUAAUCUUUGGAGUAGUCUUGGGAAUAGUCUUGGAAAUAGUCUUAAGAAUAGCCUUGAGAAUAGUCUUGAAA
Messenger RNA from Racocetra persica, 289 nucleotides. The record is from the annotation of a GenBank genome assembly. NCBI's taxonomy places the organism in Eukaryota, Fungi, Glomeromycota, Glomeromycetes, Diversisporales, Gigasporaceae.